Molecule: messenger RNA, 888 nt
Organism: Guillardia theta CCMP2712
Lineage: Eukaryota; Cryptophyceae; Pyrenomonadales; Geminigeraceae
Exons: 2
Biological process (GO): alpha-tubulin acetylation
Cellular component (GO): microtubule
Molecular function (GO): tubulin N-acetyltransferase activity
Source: RefSeq, a predicted model, not a curated record
ACGAUACGGCGAUCGUCACAGCGGCACAAGAAUGCUCUUGAGGUCAUCAUCGACAACUUCGGCAAGCGAUCGGCAGUCGCGCAAGGGCUGGGCGCGGUUAUCACAACGAUGCAGAAGUUGCUGUGUAGCGAUCACAGGCUGUACAUUCAUAGGUCAGAGAGGACGGUGAACGGGAUCUUGAAAGUGGGGAAGAAGCAUCUGUUCAUCCGAGAUGCUUCUGCGGACAAGAUGCAUGAGAUCGAGCCGAUGUGCGUGCUUGACUUUUACGUCCACGAGUCCUUGCAGAAGAGAGGGAUAGGCAGGCAGCUGUUCGACGAGAUGCUGGCAAGGGAGAAGGUACAGCCGCACAUGCUCGGCUACGACAGGCCGUCGCCAAAGCUCCUGAGCUUUCUUAGAAAGCACUUCUCCCUGAUGGACUUCGAGCCCCAGGCCAACAACUUCGUUGUGUUCAGGAGUUACUUCCGAGCUUCCUCCUCCAACAGCAAGGAGAACCUGCAUGCAGCCAACGUGACUGACCGUCAGUAUCGCCAGAGGAGCGACGGCAACUUCAUCAGCUCCAACAACUUCUUCCUUGGGGGCCGUGGAUCGUCGCACGCAUCGCAGCAUGCGAACUGGAGCAGGCGAGGGCACCACGGUAUGCCUCCUCCAUCUGCUCCCGCUGUCAUGGGUGAGGACGAGGACGAGGUUGUUGUCUCCUCUUAUCGCUGCUGCCAGGGAAGCAAGUGCUGGGUGACGGGGAGAGUCAGGAGAAGAGGAGGCUCGACGAUCUGGACUCGCUCUCGCUCUUCGCGAGAGGCAGUCAGUUCAGUGCCGAUGCGAUGCCGAGAAGGCGGGAGGAUGUCAACAAUAUCCAGCCGCCAGUCGGUCGAAACUGCAACGAGGAUGUAA